Prorocentrum cordatum is the source of this 2954-nucleotide messenger RNA. Lineage: Eukaryota; Dinophyceae; Prorocentrales; Prorocentraceae. The record is from the annotation of a GenBank genome assembly.
GUCCGAGACAGCCCCUCCGACACGGUGGUUCAAGCUCGUGGCAUUUGGACUCAGGCCGGGGUGGCACAGGCUCUACUUCUGCUCACCAACAUCCGUUCAUCUGGCCCGCGCGCGUGCUCGAUAUGAUUCCCCUCCACGCAGCUGUCGUUCUCGCGCACCUCUUCGGUAUCGUGCAGGGUGACUGUGAGGACACCGACAACGGAGCUACAGACCUGAUGGGUCAGAGUUGCCUAUUUUAUACUACGUAUCCCUAUAGGUGUUCUGAUUAUUAUUUUUAUUACUAUGACGAUUGGGACUUCCAAUCCCGUGAUAUGUGCUGUGCAUGCGGGGGCGGAAGCGGCAGCGGAGGCUGUGUGGACACCGACUACGGAGCUACAGACAUGAUGGGCCGGAGUUGCGAUAGUUAUACUACAUAUGCCUAUAGGUGUUCUUUUUAUCAUUACUAUGACGAUUGGGACUUCCAAUCCCGUGAUAUGUGCUGUGCAUGCGGGGCGGAGGCGGCAGCGGAGGCUGUGUGGACACCGACUACGGAGCUGCAAAUCAAUAUAAUAUGGAUUGCGGCCCAUACAAUACCUACGGAGCUAAUAAUGGCUGGUGCGCGUCGUGUCGGUAUGACGAUUAUGACUUCUCAAGCUCCGAUAUGUGUUGUGGAUGCGGUGGCGGGGCGCUGGCGCCGCCGCCGCCGACGCCAGCACCCACGUCGCCACCGCUGCCGACGCCAGCACCUACGCCGCCGCCCCCGACGCCUGCACCUACGCCGCCGCCGCCCACAACAAGCACCCAAAUCUCCACCACUGCCACCCAGACAGCCACAAGUUCCGAGACUGCCACCCAGAUUGCCACACAGACAACCACCGAGACGGGCACGAGUUCCGCCUCGCCCAGCAGCAGCACCACCAAGACGACGGCCACGACGACCACCGAGACAGGCACGAGCUUCUCCACGUCAAGCUCCACAGCCACCACCGAAAUGGUACUAACCGCAACGACUGCAUUGGUGAGGUCAGUACUGGCAGGAUCACAGGAGUUGGUGGUGGAGUCUGAGGAGGGCUUUUCUGUAGGGGAUGCCAUCAUGAUUACUGGUGGCGGCAAUUCGGAGACACGUGAUAUCACGAGUUUUGGAUCCAUGAUGCUUGGCGCACCAUUGGACUACGGAUACCCAGCGGGCUCCAGGAUCACCAAUUUGGGUGGUAGUUUUUCGAGCAAUUCGCCAUCGGCGGAGGAGCCGCAAGAUUCCGAGGCAUCGCUUGCAGUGUUCGUUGCUGUCGUGAUCGUCCUCCUGGCCUGCGUCGCGCUGGGCUUGGGCUGUCUGAUGAGGCGCGGAUGUCCCGGCUGUGGCAGGGGCCCAGCGCGCGACUCGCAGAUUGAGAUCAGCGUGUGGGAGUUGGACGCGGAGAUUAGUGAGCACCAGGCGGACCAGAAAACUGAGUUGUUGGAGACCAUGGAUUUCUGGUUUUUGCCAGUCGAAGCACUCACAAACAUGCCGCGCAACAUCCCCAUCUUCCGCCAUCAAAGUGUUGAGGGACCUUGGUCUGUUGGUGAAGCGGACCAUGACCCUGGAGGAUGUGCUUGCUGGGCGGUUUGUUGCAGACACGGCAGCAGUGUCCCACCGCUGGCCAGAGCCAGAACACCCCGAUCCGGACGGCAGCAAAUUGUGUGAGUUGCAAGACAUUUUAGCCAAGAUCCCCUCGAUCAAGUUUGUAUGGAUGGAUUGGGUAUGUGCACCUCAAUGGCACGGCGGCGGGCGCACCGAGGAGGAGGAGGAGGAGGAGGAGGAGGAGGAGGAGGAGUUCAGGCUGAUCUUGGAGAACAUUUUGCCAUUCAUCUUUCUCGGGUGCACGGUCAUUGUGCUGUACGAUCGUGUCUAUAAUCAACGGUUUUGGCCAAACGUGGAGUGCUGGAUCGCCACCAAGAUGGCAUCGGAGGACGGGUUAGUGCCAGCUACCGAGGAUAGGCUCCGAGUGAAAGUCCAUGGCGUAGACUCAGCAACGAGUUUGAGUUGCACCCGCUGGGUUUUUGACAGUUGGCACCAUGUUAAUGCGCAGAAGGCUAUCCACAUCUUGUCCCAAAAGGACAUCUUGGUCACAAACGCCAAGGACAAGGAUAUCAACUCGAAGGUAGUCAGCUCUCUGGACCGCACGAUCUACAACCGUCUCACGUUGCCCAUCUAAGUAGUUGGUAUAUAUUGCGCUUGUGCGGUAGUUCGGAGGUUGGGGGGGGGUGAGAUCGCCGAGGAGGACGGGCUGAUAUGGGAUUGGAGAUUACGACAACUUGGGAGAGCUGCCAGACCGCAUCCGUAGACAGCUGACCUGUGGCCUCGCUAUCUUGAUAUUUUUCAAUCGUGUCUUGACGUGUGCAGAAGCUGUGCCGGACGAAUGACGCUAGAAGGAGAGGAAGUGGAGGAGGAGCUGGGUUUCGGGCCAGAAUCAGCAAGUAUGGUUCGUCAGUUGCUUGUGAGGCGCGAUCAUAUUUGAGACUCUCUGUCGCGCACGCUUUCUCUAGUUGCCACCCUGCUGGUGGGCAGUGCAACUUGUUCACGGCUUGAAUAGCCAGCCAGACGGGAUUCCCUCCUCAACUUUUUCUUUUAUUUGUCACGGGUUGAAUCGCAAGUUCGGCAUCCUGGCUCGGUGACGGGAUGGGCUGAAGGUCGUUGUGGAUAUAGCGAUUUCUCUAGUGUGUAAUGUUCUUUAGUACCUUUCCCGUUGAUCUGCAAAUGCGGAGGCUCUAUUCGUGCUCUGCUUUGUCACGCCUCUCUCGGUUGGCCGGACUCUCCAGAGCGCUCGGGCCCGACGCCAUCCUCACAGCUGACUCUCUAGAGUAGUCGUUAUUGGUAUGGCUUGUUUCGCAGCGGCGCGGGCUCAAUGAGCCGACAGUCGUCAUUGCUGCAGGUACGACGCAGGCCUCUCGUUGCACACUCAGCAGCCGCUCAGGUGCACAGCAGCGUUUCCCCCCCC